Staurois parvus is the source of this 1524-nucleotide messenger RNA. Lineage: Eukaryota; Metazoa; Chordata; Amphibia; Anura; Ranidae. The record is from the annotation of a GenBank genome assembly.
AUGAGUAAAGUAGGAUACAAUUUGUAUCAGUGCUCUGAGUGCCAGAAGAGUUUUACUUCUAAGUCCAAACUCAAUGCUCAUCUGAGGACUCACACAGGAGAGAAACCAUUUAAAUGUUCGAAAUGUGACAAGUGCUUCUCACAUAGUCAUAAUCUUACUCGGCACCAGAGGACUCACACGGGGGAGAAACCCUUUAAAUGUUCAGAAUGUGACAAGUGCUUCUCACUAAAGCAUAGUCUUGUUACACACCAGAAGAUUCACACUGGAGAGAAAUCGUUUAAAUGUUCUGAUCUUGUUACACACCAGAAGACUCACAAGGGAGAGAAACCAUUUAAAUGUUCAGAAUGUGACAAGUGCUUCUCUUAUAAGAUAAUUCUUGUUAUACACCAGAGAACCCACACUGGCGAGAAACCAUUUAAAUGUUCAGAAUGUGACAAGUGCUUCUCACUAAAACAUAGACUUGUUACACACCAGAAGACUCACAAGGGAGAGAAACCAUUUAAAUGUUCCGAAUGUGACAAGUGCUUCUUUCAUAAGAAAAGUCUUGUUUUACAUCAGAAGACUCACACUGGAGAGAAACCAUUUAGCUGUUCUGAUUGUGACAAGUGCUUCUUUCAUAAGAAUAGUCUUGUUACACACCAGAAGAUUCACACGGGAGAGAAACCAUUUAAAUGUUCCGAAUGUGACAAGUGCUUCUUUCAUAAGAAAAGGCUUGUUACACACCAAAAGAUUCACACGGGAGAGAAACCAUUUAAAUGUUCCGAAUGUGACAAGUGCUUCUCACUAAAGCAGAGUCUUAUUACACAUCAGAAGAUUCACACUGAGUGCUUCUUUCAUAAGAAAAGUCUUGUUUUACAUCAGAAGACUCACACUGGAGAGAAACCAUUUAGCUGUUCUGAUUGUGACAAGUGCUUCUUUCAUAAGAAAAGUCUUGUUACACACCAGAAGAUUCACACGGGAGAGAAACCAUUUAAAUGUUCUGAAUGUGACAAGUGCUUCUCACUAAAGCAGAGUCUUAUUACACAUCAGAAGAUUCACACUAUGUGCUUCUCACUAAAGCAAAAUCUUGUUACACACCAGAGAACCCACAGAGGAGAAAAACCAUUUAAAUGUUCCAAAUGUGACAAGUGCUUCUUUCAUAAGAAAAGUCUUGUUACACACCAGAUGAUUCACACGGGAGAGAAACCAUUUAGAUGUUCCGAAUGUGAAAAGUGCUUCUCACUAAACUAUAGUCUUGUUACACACCAGAAGACUCACACUGGAGAGAAACCAUUUAAAUGUUCCGAAUGUGACAAGUGCUUCUCAUACAAGCAAAAUCUUGUUACACACCAGAGAACCCACACAGGAGAAAAACCAUUUAGUUGUUCCGAAUGUGACAAGUGCUUCUUUUAUAAGAAAAGUCUUGUUUCACACCAGAUGACUCACACCGGAGAGAAACCAUUUAGAUGUUCCGAAUGUGACAAGUGCUUCUCUUACAAGCAAGGUCUUGUUACACACCAGAGAACCCACACAGGAGAAAAAUAA